Molecule: messenger RNA, 1105 nt
Organism: Fusarium oxysporum Fo47
Lineage: Eukaryota; Fungi; Ascomycota; Sordariomycetes; Hypocreales; Nectriaceae
Exons: 3
Coding region: 1-1023 (340 amino acids)
Source: RefSeq, a predicted model, not a curated record
AUGAUUGAUCUGGCUUCGAUUUACUAUGGCCUCUUCCUAGGUGUCUUCGUCUUUGCCUUCUCAAAGGCCAUAUCACAAACGAGAGCAAUCUGGAAACGCACUCGCAGCCUUCAUAAUGCCUACGUAUAUAUGAUCUGGAUCGAGAUAUGGGUCAAUUUUGUAUUUGCCUUGAUUACAUUUCUUUACCUCAAUGCCAUCAUACCCGGAAACCUUGGAUUUCUCCUUGCCACUGUUGCUCUCUGGUCCAUUCAGACACAGCUCCUACCCCAGAUCAUUGCCAACCGAGUCGCCUUGAUUAUGACCAACAGACGCCGAGCGAAGUACUUGAAAUGGGGCCUCGUACUCUGUAUUGGAGUUGUCAACAUCGCCGUCUGCUACAUCUGGACGGUCGCGCAUCUCAACACGGCCACAGAAUCCCAGAAAUAUACCAAUAUGGUGUUUGAGAAGGCAGAAAAGUCCUUCUUCCUUAUAAUCGACUUGGCACUUAACCUGUACUUCCUAUAUCUGGUCCGGUACCGCUUAAUUGCCGAUGGAUUGGGCAAAUACUGGAGACUAUUUAACUUCAAUGCUGGCAUGGUCUUUAUCUCGACAUCCAUGGAUGUCUUGCUGCUAGGUUUCUUGAGCUUGCCAGAUCCUUACUUAUACGUCCAGUUCGCCCCUCUCGCAUACAUGGUCAAGCUCUAUAUUGAGCUUAUGAUGGCCAACCUCAUCUCUAAAGUCGUCAAGAGCGGCACGCACAGUCGAAGUGAAGGCUGGUACUCUAGUAGCAGAGACAAGUCUAACCCGACCGCCUACGGUCUGACCUCUCGUGUCGUUGUGAGCAGCGGCCCUGCUGCACCCAGGAGUGGUAACAGCCUCAUGAGCAGGAUGGGCAAGGAGCCAGAAACUAAUAAGGGCAACAAUGGGUCUCAGGCACAUCUAGCUACUUAUCCAGAGCCUCAUGGAAUCACAAAGACAGUUGAGACUACAGUCGUGGUGGGUGAUGGAGAGAGCGAUAGUACCUCAUCCAAGGAAAGUAUAUAGAGUAACUGGUUAACUAAUAAUGGGAUAACAGAAAACUUCUUCAACCUAGUGAAGGACUAAUAAUGUUAUCUAUGACUUUAAU